CGAUUCGCUUUUCACUCUCGUCUCGGAGAUUUGUUUCCUUAAAGAAAACGAAGAAGGAAGCGAGAUGGCGAGCGAGCUGAUCAACCGGCGACACGAGGCGGAUCAACCCGCAGCCGAUGCGUACUACCCGAGACCUACCAAACCGUGGCUCUCCGCCACCCGCCCGAUGCGUUACAUGCUGCGCGAACAGAGACUCAUCUUCGUCAUCGUCGGAAUCGCAAUCGCGACAUUAGCGUUCACAAUCUUCCCUCGCUCCACCCGAUCCAUCUCUUAUUCCGAUCCGUUCUCCGGCUACGGAAUCAAACCCGAGGAGUCGUACGUUCCGGCCCAGAGGAGGCCCAGCGUCGAGUACACGAGCCGGAUCGGGUCAACGGGCGGGAAAAUCCCGCUCGGAUUGAAACGCAAGGGGCUGAGAGUCGUGGUCACCGGCGGCGCGGGGUUCGUGGGGUCGCAUCUGGUGGAUCGGUUGAUGGAGAGAGGAGACACGGUGAUCGUCGUGGAUAACUUCUUCACGGGGAGUAAAGAGAACGUGAUGCAUCAUUUCGGUAACCCUAACUUCGAGCUCAUACGCCACGAUGUGGUGGAGCCGAUUCUUCUUGAGGUGGAUCAGAUCUAUCAUUUGGCUUGCCCUGCUUCCCCUGUUCACUACAAGUUCAAUCCCGUCAAGACUAUCAAGACGAAUGUGGUUGGGACGUUGAACAUGCUUGGUUUGGCGAAGAGAGUCGGUGCUAGGUUUCUCCUGACGAGUACUAGUGAGGUUUACGGUGAUCCUCUUCAGCAUCCUCAGGUCGAGACUUACUGGGGCAACGUUAAUCCCAUCGGUGUUCGUAGUUGCUACGACGAAGGAAAGCGUACGGCAGAGACGUUGGCCAUGGACUAUCACCGUGGAGCCAAUGUUGAGGUCAGGAUUGCUAGGAUCUUCAACACCUACGGUCCAAGAAUGUGUAUAGAUGAUGGACGUGUUGUCAGCAACUUUGUUGCGCAGGCACUAAGGAAAGAACCGUUGACUGUUUAUGGUGAUGGGAAGCAGACACGAAGUUUCCAGUUUGUUUCUGACCUGGUCGAAGGUUUGAUGAGAUUGAUGGAAGGAGAACAUGUCGGGCCAUUUAACCUUGGGAACCCUGGUGAAUUCACCAUGCUCGAGCUUGCUAAGGUGGUUCAAGAGACUAUAGAUCCAAACGCAAACAUAGAGUUCAGACCAAACACAGAAGACGACCCUCACAAGAGAAAGCCUGACAUCACAAAGGCCAAAGAGCUUUUAGGAUGGGAACCAAAGGUGUCUCUUCGUCAGGGACUCCCUCUCAUGGUCAAAGACUUCCGUCAACGUGUCUUUGGUGACCUGAAGGAAGGCUCCUCCGCGACUGCAACAACCACCAAAACAACCUCAGCUUGAGCAAACGCAGUUGCAUGUAGCUGCCAUUGUGGUUUAUAACCAGAAAUCAUAAGCCACAAUGUGGAGAGAAAGAGAGCUUCGUUUCAUAAGAUUUAUUUUGUUCUUGAUUUUUCUAUUUUGAUAUUAUAUUCGUGUAACGUAGAGUAAGGGUGGUUGCCUUUACUUAUA
This is a messenger RNA of Brassica oleracea var. oleracea, 1561 nucleotides long. RefSeq names its product UDP-glucuronic acid decarboxylase 2-like. Lineage: Eukaryota; Viridiplantae; Streptophyta; Magnoliopsida; Brassicales; Brassicaceae. Gene Ontology annotation, cellular component: cytoplasm. The transcript is spliced from 7 exons. Gene Ontology annotation, biological process: D-xylose metabolic process. The record is from RefSeq and is a predicted model, not a curated record. Gene Ontology annotation, molecular function: UDP-glucuronate decarboxylase activity; NAD+ binding. The coding region runs from base 65 to 1393 and encodes 442 amino acids.